CACAACCAAAAGCCUUUGAACUUCAAAAACUAGUAUCUUAUUUUCAACCUUCUUUUCACAACUUCCUCUUCAGAAGCAUCAAAGCAUAACAAUGGGUUUUCAUUUAGCUGGUAUCAGAAAGAUGUCUCUUUCAGCUUUCCAAGCAUCUUCAAAAGCCAUGGAUGUGCCAAAGGGCUACCUUCCCGUCUAUGUUGGAGAGAAAAUGAAGAAGUUCUUCAUCCCUGUAUCAUAUUUGAACCAACCUUCAUUUCAAGAUUUGUUGAGUCAAGCUGAGGAAGAAUUUGGUUAUAAUCAUCCAAUGGGUGCUCUCACAAUUCCUUGCAGAGAAGAUGUAUUCUUAGAUACCACUUCUCGCUUGAUUAGGUGCUAGUUCCAUGAUGAUGAAACUGACAUAGAUGUACAGUAAACUUGAUCCAUUUUUGUAACACUUUCUUUCCAAUAGUUUUGUUACCUUAAUUGCUGAGAGUAAAAAU
Molecule: messenger RNA, 473 nt
Organism: Vigna unguiculata (cowpea)
Lineage: Eukaryota; Viridiplantae; Streptophyta; Magnoliopsida; Fabales; Fabaceae
Product: auxin-induced protein X10A-like
Biological process (GO): response to auxin
Source: RefSeq, a predicted model, not a curated record